Penicillium subrubescens is the source of this 873-nucleotide messenger RNA. RefSeq names its product RTA1 domain-containing protein. The coding region runs from base 1 to 873 and encodes 290 amino acids. The transcript is spliced from 3 exons. The record is from RefSeq and is a predicted model, not a curated record. NCBI's taxonomy places the organism in Eukaryota, Fungi, Ascomycota, Eurotiomycetes, Eurotiales, Aspergillaceae. Gene Ontology annotation, cellular component: fungal-type vacuole; plasma membrane.
AUGUCUAACGACACACAAGCGUAUGUCCCAUGCACGUUACAAACUUGCCCACUUUCCGACGCUCCUAUUCCUUAUCAACCAAAUCUGGGCGCAAAUGCUUUCUUCUUGGGUGUGUUCGCCGUGGCGUUGGCCGCCCAGCUAGUUCUGGGCAGUCGCUAUAGAACCUGGAGCUAUAUGAUCGGCAUGGGAGGAGGUCUUGUUCUCGAGAUAGCGGGCUACGUGGGCCGAAUCCAGCUACAUGCUAAUCCAUUUGAAUUUGGCUGUUUUGUACAAUACCUGGUCUGUCUGACCAUUGCUCCAGCUUUCAUCAGUGCUGUGAUAUACCUUUGCUUCUACCGCAUCAUUAUCAUCUACGAUCGCUCUCUCUCAAGAAUCAAGCCAAAGGCAUUUGCUGUGAUUUUUAUGACCAGUGAUUUUCUCUGCCUGGUUCUUCAGGCUGCUGGUGGAGCGAUUACUGCAACUACCGGCGGUGCAAGCAAGGAAGCAGCGGCCAUGCACAAUACCGGUAUCAAUAUGAUGAUUUCUGGCCUGGCUCUUCAAGUUGUCUCGCUUCUCAUUUUCAUUGGCUGGGCACUUGACUAUGCGUGGUUUCUCAGUCGAAAGGGUUUUGUCCCGGCUUUGACUACUAAACAAAGUAGGCGUUGGAAAGGGCUAUUGAUUGCUCUAGGAAAUGCUACAAUUGCAAUCUUGAUUCGCUCCGUAUUCCGAGUUGCGGAGCUUCGAGACGGCUUUCAAAGCAAGCUAGCUGGCAAUGAAGUUGCUUUCAUGAUUCUUGAAGGAGGGAUGACCCUGGUCGCGACAGGUUUUUUGACUAUUUUCCACCCAGGCCACUGUCUUGGUGUUUCAUGGAAAGUGACACCUGAUCACCUAUAG